This is a messenger RNA of Monopterus albus (swamp eel), 2362 nucleotides long. Its product is annotated as probable carboxypeptidase X1. Gene Ontology annotation, molecular function: metallocarboxypeptidase activity; zinc ion binding. Bases 109 to 2355 code for a protein of 748 amino acids. Gene Ontology annotation, biological process: proteolysis. The record is from RefSeq and is a predicted model, not a curated record. The transcript is spliced from 14 exons. Lineage: Eukaryota; Metazoa; Chordata; Actinopteri; Synbranchiformes; Synbranchidae.
UUAUUUUUGAAAUCUGACUGGAAGUUGUUUUUGUGCUGUGUGACUUGACAGUGUUGGAUCAGGUCAGGGAGGUUGAAGGAGUGCUUAGUGUUGCAGGGAAGAGUUACUAUGGCAGACGUUCUGUACUUCAUUCUGCUUUUAUUUUUGCAUCGUGGAUCAUUUGUUCUUGUUUCAGCCAGAACUGUUCAAGACACAACUGCACUGAGAUCCACUGUAAAUGCAGCUUUUACUACAAGCCCUUUCUCUGCAAAAACAACCAACACUCCAAACACUACUGAUGUUCCCACCACAGGAUUCACAGCCAGUUCUAGGAAGUCAACAGUUAAAGCUCUGCCAACCACCACAGCUGAAGAGGCUGAUAAAACAGCAGACGGACAAAGUCCCAGAAGGGAGUCUGAAGAAGAAGAAGAGGGUCCUGUGGAAUUAGAAUGUCCUCCACUGGGUCUGGAGUCACUAAAAGUCAAAGACACUCAGCUGAGAGCCUCGUCCUACAAACGCAGAGGCCUGGGCCCCCACCGCGGCCGCCUCAACAUCCAGUCUGGGAUAAUGGACGGUGAUAUCUAUGACGGCGCCUGGUGCGCUGAGUACAAAGACAAGGAGCAGUGGCUGGAGGUUGACACUCGCCGACUGACUCGCUUCACUGGUGUCAUCCUGCAGGGUCGCAACUCCAUCUGGAGUUGGGACAUGGUGCAUACCUACAAGGUGCAGUUCAGUAACGACUCGCUGGUGUGGACGCCAUGUCUGAACGGGACUGAGGAGGCUGUAUUUGAAGGGAACCAGGACACAGAGACAGCCGUCCUCGCCCUGUUUAACAUAUCCACAGUGGCUCGUUACAUCCGGAUCAACCCGCAGACCUGGUACGAGAAUGGGACGAAGGGAGACAUCUGCCUGAGAGCCGAGGUGUUGGGCUGCACACUCCCAGAUCCAGGUAAUGUCUAUGCAUGGCAGACAGAGCCAACAGAGUCUAAAGACAAACUGGACUUCAGACACCACAACUACAAGGAGAUGAGAAAGCUGAUGAAGUCAGUGAAUGAGGCGUGUCCUGACAUCACUCGUAUCUACAGCAUCGGAAAGAGCUACACAGGCCUGAAGCUCUGUGUCAUGGAGAUCUCUGACAACCCUGGGAAGCACGAAGUGGGGGAACCUGAAUUCCGCUACGUCGCAGGGAUGCAUGGGAACGAAGUGCUGGGCCGGGAGCUCCUGCUUAAUCUGAUGCAGUACAUGUGCCAAGAAUACAAGCGGGGUGACCAGCGCAUUGUCCACCUGGUGAAGGAGACUCGCAUCCACCUGCUGCCCUCUAUGAACCCUGAUGGAUAUGAAACGGCUUUUAAAAAGGGCUCGGAGCUGGCAGGUUGGGCCAUGGGGCGUUACAGCUAUGAAGGCAUCGACAUGAACCACAACUUUGCUGACCUCAACUCAGUCAUGUGGACCGCCAUCGAGCUGGAGAAGGACCAGUCCAAACUGAUCAACCACUACUUCCCCAUCCCUGAGCAGUACACCUCUGAAGAAGCCUUUGUGGCAUCAGAGACUCGAGCUGUCAUCAGCUGGAUGCACAGCAUCCCCUUUGUUCUUGGUGCUAACCUCCAUGGUGGAGAGCUGGUGGUCACCUACCCGUACGACAUGACCCGGGACUGGGCCCCUCAAGAGCACACUCCCACUCCUGAUGAGAGCUUCUUCCGCUGGUUGGCCACAGCGUACGCCAGCACCAAUCAGGUGAUGUCCAACCCAGACCGGCGGGCCUGCCACAACAAGGACUUCCUCAGAUACAACAACAUCAUCAAUGGAGCCGACUGGCACAACGUACCAGGAAGUAUGAACGAUUUCAGCUACCUCCACACCAACUGUUUCGAGGUGACAGUGGAAUUGUCCUGUGAUAAAUUUCCUCAUGCCAGCGAGCUUCCUAUCGAGUGGGAGAACAACAGAGAGUCCCUGCUGGUUUACAUGGAGCAGGUUCACCGUGGAAUUAAGGGGGUGGUUCGGGACAAAGACACAGAGGCUGGUAUAGCAGAUGCCAUCAUCAAAGUCGAUGACAUUGAUCAUCAUAUUCGAUCAGUGGCUGGUGGCGACUAUUGGCGGCUGCUGAAUCCCGGCGAGUAUCGGGUGACAGCCACCGCAGAGGGUUACUUCCCCUCCUCCCGCACCUGCCAGGUCAUGUACGACCACUACCCCACAAUCUGUGACUUUCACCUCGCCAAGAUGCCCGAACACAGGCUAAAGGAGAUUUUGGCAAAGAGAGGGACACUUCCUGAAGACCUGCAGCUCAGGCUGCGCCAGCUCCGUCUACGUAAGCUGCGUGUCACCACCAAGACAAUCAACCAGAGGCGUGCUGCUGCCAAAAGAGCAAAGAGGGUGUGACGAUGAG